This is a messenger RNA of Acanthoscelides obtectus, 630 nucleotides long. NCBI's taxonomy places the organism in Eukaryota, Metazoa, Arthropoda, Insecta, Coleoptera, Chrysomelidae. The record is from the annotation of a GenBank genome assembly.
AUGUCACAAACAAAAAGACCAAGAAGCGAAAGUAGCACCGAUCCCAAGAAGUGGAUGGAAUGGUAUAAUGAAAUGGAGGAAGAUGAAAGUGAACCGGAAGGAAACGAAAGCGAAUCGGAUGAUGAUUUUGUAUAUGAAAGCGAACAUGACACAGAUAGUGAACAGGGAGCUGACGAGCAAAGUCUAGACGACGAAGAUGAGGGAAUGCUGGAUGAUGAUACGUACCUUGCGAAGGAUGGAAUGACAAGGUGGAAAAACGGUAGUUUUCCUCUCAAUGUUAGAACACGAGCUUGCAAUAUUAUAACGCACCUGCCAGGUCCAAGAAAUGAAGCUCGCGAGUUGAAAUCGGAAAUUGAUAUUUACAAUUUAUUUUUGGACCAGGAUAUUAUUGGGACCAUUGUAGAGUCAACAAAUAUUUAUAUCCAGAAAGCUCGGGCUAAAUUUGGUAGGGAAAGAGAUGCUAGAGAGACUGAUGCUUUAGAAGUUCGAGCUUUGAUCGGUUUGUUAUACCUUAUUGGAUCUUUACGCUGUUCUAAAAAAAAGUCAAUAAAUUAUGGGACAAUUCAAAAGGCAACGGUCUCGAAUCAUGUUAUUUAUUUAUGUCGGAAAACCGGUUUAGAUUUCUUCUGA